AUGGAAAAAAUAGAUCAGAUUAUCACGGAAAAUGGUAAAUGGAGUGCUUUGGCAAAUAAAUGGGCCAGGAAAGAAGGUGAUUCUACUGUUUUUAAUAAACCUAAUGUUUCUCCAGUAGUGUUUGAACUUAUCCUCAAGUAUAUAUAUAGUGGCUCAAUAAAUUUAGGAAAUCAUGACAAUACAGAUAUUCUAGAUUUAUUAAUCGCAUCAGACGAAUUAUUACUUUCAGAACUUUUUGAACAUGUACAAGAUUAUUUACUUUCAACGAAAUCAGACUGGGUAAAAAGGAACGUUGUCAAAGUACAUCGUACAAUUUAUCCUUAUGAUGGAUCGAAUUGGACCGAUGAAGAUUUUGUGGAAUUAGAACGUAUAUUACACAAUUGCAUUCCUUUGAUUAGAUUUUUUCAAAUUUCUUCAUGUGAUUUUUAUGAUAAAGUUUGGCCUUUUAAUAAGAUAUUACCCGAAAAUCUUAAAGAGGAUAUUAUUCGCUAUCAUUUCAAAAGAAAUUCGGCUAUUAACAGCUCCAAUGGCUUGUCGUCCCUAUCACUAAUACCAAAAUAUGCAUUACCGCCAAGAAUCAUUCCAUUUGACUCAACUUUGAUCAAAGCUGAACAAGUAGCUAAACUUUGUGAUUGGAUAGAUCGUAAAGACGGUAAUUUAAAUGACGCCAAGUUGAGCAGAGUUAGUAGGCCAGGAUAUGCUAUUAGGAUCAAAGAUAAAACUCAUGGUCCCUGUUUUGGCGAUAAAGAUUUAUGGAUGAAAAAUAAUUUUAAUGCUUAUGAUAGUUGUUCCAGCGAUAAAGAUGAUUACACUGAUAGAGUUACCACAUUGAGCAAAUUCUGG
Cetraspora pellucida is the source of this 843-nucleotide messenger RNA. The record is from the annotation of a GenBank genome assembly. NCBI's taxonomy places the organism in Eukaryota, Fungi, Glomeromycota, Glomeromycetes, Diversisporales, Gigasporaceae.